UAUGACUCAUUUGGGAUAAUUCAGGAGGUGAGGGGAAGGGUCCUCAUGUACGAUAUUUCCAGGGUAAAUGGUGGCUCCAGUUUGUCGAGUGUCAUUGCGAGUGGCAGUAAACCUACUAAAGCGUGGGACAAACCCUAUUUUGACGACAUCACUCAGAAAAACGUCACUGCUAUUGUCGGACAAAAAGGUGUGCUCAGUUGUCACGUCAAGCAUCCUGGCAACCGAACGAUAUCCUGGAUGAGAAUGCGAGACAUGCACAUACUGACGUCAUCGACAAUAACGUACACAGGCGAUGCAAGAUUCUCAGUGAAGCAUCCAGAGGGUAGCGACGAGUGGCGAUUAACGAUAAAUUACGUUCAACCAAGGGAUGACGGAUUGUACGAGUGCCAGGUGAAUACCGAGCCGAAAAUGAAAUUGGCGUUUGCACUACGAGUGGAAGCGGCACAAGCGAAAAUCCUGGGUCCUGAGGACGUUUACGUUAAGAAGGGUAGUACCAUAAGCCUCACGUGCACAGUUAAUGUGCAGAGCACACCACCAAGCAGUGUUGCCUGGCAUCAUGGCGCAUCUGUUGUGGAUUUUGAUAGUCCAAGGGGUGGGGUAUCCCUGGAAACGGAGAAGACAGAAGCUGGAACAACGAGUAAGCUACUAGUGACGCAGGCAAGAUCGACCGACAGCGGAAAUUACACCUGCAUUCCAAGUAAUGCCAACUCUGCGAGUGUAACGGUCCACGUACUGAAUGGAGAGCAUCCAGCAGCAAUGCAGCAUGGUGGCAGCUGCGGGGUAGCCCCAACAAUUUUGCUGGCAAGCCUGACUCUCCUGAUAGCUAAUUUGCUGAGAUGAGCGAAUACUGGCGACAUGUAGAGGCCUAAUAAAUUCCAAAGACAACACUCAACGAUGAGUCGAAAUAAUGCAGAUAUUAAUGAAGUGGAUGAUCGAGGCAAUUUCAAGAGGAAAUGCGUACGUUCCUUAAUCAAAGUGUGAGUGUUGAUUUUUUGAUGCCUGUGUGCGUGCUCAUUCUAUAUAUUUUCCAAGAACAAUGUUUAUAUGAUCCAAGGAACAUGACGAUAAUUAAGUGACUGGGCUAUAAAUUAAUAUUCAACUAAUCAAUUGAUACGAGGGUGAAUGAUAGUUAACAAGUGAUACGGGACGUAAGUUUAAACUCUGUAAAUCAGUAAAUUAUCAGUAGACUUAAUGAUGAUUAAUUCAACCAUUUCCGGUUAUUACUGUACAGUACAUUGUAUUUAAAUGGAGAUAAAUAAGCAAUUGAGGUGAGUCCAUUAACCGUCAUCAUAGUGAAAUGAAUCGAAUCUCAGAAUUUCACGUUGUACGUGCAAUCAUUGGGAAAAUUGAAAUAAUAAUUACGAAAAAAUGGAGAGGCAAAUUCUGUAAACUCAAGUUCACAAGCUUUUUCAGUUUAAUGUGAAAGAGGAUCGGAUAAGGAGGGCUGGAAACUAAAACAAUACAUUUAAACCAGCAUAACGAGGAGAAAAAGCACAAGGGAAUAAAAGUAUAGCUGUGAGAUAAUAAAAAGUUAUCUACGGGGCGUGGAGGUUAUCCACAUCUUCAUUACCACCCCCUUUCUUCUGUCAUUUUUCUUUUCUUUAUAUAUUUUCUUCCAGUACCAUUUUAUUUGCGUCAGUGUAGUACCGAGAAUCCUUUAUCUAUUUAAAAAUUCGAGGGGUGAAUUGACAUUUAAAUCGCUGCUCUGCUCUAUGACAUUUUCAAAAGCGACAGAUCAAAAGUAUUUUACGAUAUUUUCAAUAAUUAUUCUCACGUGACAACAUCUAAAUUAUCGAGAGGUGUUAACGGGAUUAGGAAAUACGUAUAUUAAAACUAAAUAUAUGAAUAUAAAUAAAUUAAAUGAAUAUUUAUUCGUUGUGUAUUGAGGUGAUGUUACGAAUUAUGCCAAACGAAAAAUUGAUCCAUCAGAUUUUACGAUCGGUUGAGGAAUCGUUAAUUAUCUCUGGAAAAUGAAAAAAAAAUUCUUUGCAAUUAUUUUAAUUGUCGAAUUGACAGAAACAUAGGGAAAUUCAGUGAGAAAAGUAUGAAUUCAUUAAAAUUCUAAUUGAAUACUAUAGUUGCAUACGGUAAUGCUACUUUGAUAGCUCAUAAAUCACCAUUAAAUUAGAGAAAUUUAAAUAAACUAGGCGAAAUGCAGGAGGAUAAUCGAAUAUCGUACCAGUUAAUUGAAUACUCGAGAGAAAAUAAUGACACAACUACAAGAUUAAUUUUAGGAUGUAUAGAUUUUUUAUAAAAAAAAAUAAGAGAGAGGAUCAUUAACGAUGAAAAAUAAUGAGAAUAUGCACCUCGACGAGCUGACAUUUAAGACUGUUGAAUUCUCGACGUUUUGAAAGAAAAUGAAAACGCUUUGUUUCAGAUUAAAAAAUAUAUAUUUAACGGGAGUGAGAGAUUGUAACAAAAAAAAAAACAAAGAGCGGCGAUUCUAACACUAUGAUAAAGAAAAAUAAUAAUUUAUAGUAUUAUUUCAUUCCAUAUAGUUUAUACGACGAAUGUAAAUGGAAAUAUGUAAAGUUUAAUCCCACGGAGACAGUGAAUCGUUCAGAGUAACAAAAUAAAAUUCGAGUGAAUCAGCAUCGAGGGAGAAAAUGAAAUGAUUGAAUUUUCUUCGCAUGAAAUAUUGGUUUUCGAAUCCUUUCAAGUAUUCCAUCGUUGCCAAUAAACGAGAAAUCAUAAAGCCCUUGAAUUUUCAGUCCCAAUAGACGGGAAUUCAUACAGUUCCAUUACCUUUUAUUACACUCGCGAGACCACACGACAAUGAUAUUCGAUUUAACUCUUUUUAAUUUCAAUUUGUUGCAAUUAUUCAACUCUGAUGUACCAUUCCUCAAUUCAGUCAAGAUCCAACAAUAGAUUUUAGUGUUUCGUAAUUGAGUAACAGGACAUAUCUCACGUUUUAUUCUUUCAUCUCGUUCGGGAUAUCUCCCUCGUGCUGACGUUUCUCGAUCAAUCAAUUUUCGAGGAACACUAAUGGGACGUCUCAGGACACUCGCUGAAGGGAAAUAACGUGACAGAUAUAGACGAAACGAGAGAAUAAACGAGGAGAUUGAGAGAUGGGGACGAGACAGAUGUGGAGUCUUGAGGUACGAGCUGAAUGGUGUCACGGGAAAUUCUCACCCGUGUUGAGUUUUAUAGAGAGAAAGAGAAAAUAAAUAUAACUAGGAGCUGCAUUGUACAUAAACGUUCAUACCGAUAAACCAAAAAAAAAUGUGUAUCAUGUUGUAGGAAAAAUAAAAAUCGGCAGAAAACGUGAAAAAAAAGUAAAUAAAAAGUGAUGAGAGAUGAAUUGAUCAGGAGUGACUGAUAACGAUGCGAGGACGAUAACAGAUAAUGUGAAAAAAUAAUAUCUCUUGACGUGACCCUACUGUUUAAAUAAAUGUAAUG
Fopius arisanus is the source of this 3399-nucleotide messenger RNA. RefSeq names its product hemicentin-2. Gene Ontology annotation, biological process: synapse organization. NCBI's taxonomy places the organism in Eukaryota, Metazoa, Arthropoda, Insecta, Hymenoptera, Braconidae. Gene Ontology annotation, cellular component: neuron projection membrane. The record is from RefSeq and is a predicted model, not a curated record. Bases 46 to 840 code for a protein of 264 amino acids. The transcript has 6 exons.